This is a messenger RNA of Malania oleifera, 2281 nucleotides long. RefSeq names its product pentatricopeptide repeat-containing protein At4g02750-like. Gene Ontology annotation, molecular function: RNA binding; protein binding. The record is from RefSeq and is a predicted model, not a curated record. The coding region runs from base 171 to 1496 and encodes 441 amino acids. Gene Ontology annotation, biological process: RNA modification. Lineage: Eukaryota; Viridiplantae; Streptophyta; Magnoliopsida; Santalales; Ximeniaceae. The transcript is spliced from 2 exons.
GUUGGUGCAUUUCACUGUCCACCGUUCCAGAUAACCUAUAAAUGAGUGAGAAUGUGGCUUGAAAAAAUAAUGGAGCAGCCAACUACAGAAGAUGGUCACCCCGCUACCCAAGUUAAACGCAUGUAGUGUCUGUUGUGGAUACCUUCAAUCCCCGUAUAAAGAAUGAAGAAAUGGUGGAAGAGACGAAGAGAAUUUUGGAUUACUCACAAAAGGGAGAGAUUGAUUAUGCUAGAAGAAUAUUUGAACUGAUGACUCACCGAGAUACUGUUUCUUGGAAUGUCAUGAUAAGAGGGUAUGUCGAAAACCAUAGGAUUUCGCACGCAAGAGACGUGUUUGACAGAAUGCCUGAGAGAAAUGCUGUUUCUUGGAAUACCAUGGUAAUGGGUUACGCGCAGGAGGGAAAGACAGAUAUAGCGUUGAAGCUGUUUGUGGUCAUGCCACAUAAAGAUGUUGUGGCUUGGACAGCUAUCAUUACUGGGUUAUCUCGAGCAUCGAAGAUUGAAGAUGCGUGGUGCUUGUUUAAGCAAAUUCCGGAGCCUAAUUCAGUUUCUUGGUCGUCUAUAAUUUCAGGUUUUCAACAUAAUGGGUUGGCCGCGGAAUCUUUGAAUCUCUUUAAAGAAAUGUUAUCAGCAGGAGUUGAACCGACUUCACAUUCAUUUACCAGUGCUUUGGCGGCUUCUGCAGAUUUAGCCAUGUUUUCAGUGAGCCAACAGCUUUAUUCUCAGCUGCUUAAGAGAGGAUUUGAGUGCAACACUCCUAUUGGAAACUCAACCAUUUCAACUUUCAUAAAAUCUGGAAGCUUCUAUUGUGCAAAGCGUGUUUUUGUGAGCUUGCAUGUACGUGAUACUGUCACUUGGAAUUCUAUGAUCAUGGGUUAUGGACAGCAUGGUUAUGGUAGAGAGGCCAUCAUGGUUUUCCAUCAGAUGCAGAAAGCUCGGUUUCUGCCUGACAGUAUCAGUUUUAUGGGAGUUUUACUUGGUUGCAGCCGACAUGGGUUUGUAGAAGAAGGGAAGAGGUAUUUUUACAGUAUGGAGAAGGAUUACGGGAUUCCCCCCGGACCUGAGCACUAUGCCUGCUUGGUCGACCUCCUUGCGCGUUCUGGAUCACUUAAAGAAGCAACUGACGUUAUAUUGGAAAUGCCAUUUGAACCUACACCCAUAUUUUGGAGGACAUUGCUGAAUGGAUGUAAGAUUUGGGGUGAUCUAGAAUUGGGUGUUUAUGCUGCUAGCCAAAAUUUGAAACUUGAACCUUACAAUUCAAGUGCACACUUAAUUGUUAGUGAUAUUUAUGCAGCAGAUGGGAGAGGCAAGGAAGUUCGUGAGAUUAGGAAACAGAUGAGAGAACAAGAAGCAAAGGAGUUGGGCUGUAGUUGGGUUGAGAUAAAGGGAAGGAUACAUUUAUUUGCUAGUAGAGAUGAAACUCAUCCAGAAUCUGACUGCAUUUACCCAACCUUAAAGUUGUUAUUUAAUGAUAUGUCAGAGUGUGCUAUAGUUUAAGUUCAAGGAGACUAAGAUGAGGGCUCUGGAGCAUGUGCUUAGGGAAAUGAAAACUCCAGUAAUUUACCUGAACAUAAGCAGGCUCACAGAUUACAGAAAAGAUGGGCAUCCUUGGGGGGUACAAGUUCCUGCAUUGGAAGAUAUGUUAAUGGAAAUCCAAGCAGACCUCCUUUUGGAACUCUUAAAUAUGGGUUUGCUGCUAUCAUGAUGUUUGUGACUACAAAUUAUAUCUGGGAUGAAGGUUAUCAAGUAGACUGCUUUAGAAUAGAAAAGCAGCAAGAAGCAGGAGUAACCAAAAUUAAUACUUUGAAUAAGAUCCGGCCCAAUUUCAGCUGUUUAGAUGCACGUCUUACCAUUUGUUUGGAUAUCGGAAUAUGUGUAUUCUUUAAGCCUUAUGCCAUGAAAACAAAAUCAAAGCCACUCAUUCUUGAACAAUGGGUGGAAGAAAAGGCAGAAAAGUAUAAAUUGUGACUUAUACCAGCAAUCAAACAUUAAAUGAGAACUAUGCCUGCCAUGAUCACUGAGAUUCAAAGUCCAAUCUAGUGCUGACAACCAUCACUUGAAAGAGCUUUUGUAGCUAUAACCUUACCCUCUUUGUCCCUUUUCUUUCAUUUGUUUUUUACUUAUUCUAUUGUACCAGUUUUUGGUUAUCUAUCCAAAGAAUUGCAAAUUAUAGUAUGAAGAAAAAGGUUCAAAAAGUAAUGUGCUCAAAAUAGUAGACAUGAUUCUUAUUUGAAAUUUUGUACUAUAGGUAAUUGUAUGAGAAUGUAUUUUACAUGCAUAAA